ACUUCCUCUUUCCGCCAUAUUGCAGAACCGGCAUCAUGGUGCGCAUGAACGUUCUCGCGGAUGCUCUCAAGAGCAUCAACAAUGCUGAGAAGCGUGGGAAACGCCAGGUCCUCAUCAGGCCCUGCUCCAAGGUGAUUGUGCGCUUCCUAACCGUCAUGAUGAAGCACGGUUACAUUGGUGAGUUUGAGAUCAUUGACGACCACAGAGCCGGAAAAAUUGUUGUCAAUCUCACAGGCAGGCUGAACAAGUGUGGCGUGAUCAGUCCACGUUUUGAUCUCCAGCUCAAGGACCUGGAGAAGUGGCAGAACAACCUGCUGCCCUCAAGACAGUUCGGAUACAUUGUGCUGACCACCUCAGCUGGCAUCAUGGACCACGAAGAGGCCAGACGGAAACACACAGGAGGCAAAAUCCUUGGAUUCUUUUUCUAAAAUGUAAAGAACUGCAAAUAAAAAAACAACCAAGUGAAA
This is a messenger RNA of Amphiprion ocellaris (clown anemonefish), 467 nucleotides long. RefSeq names its product ribosomal protein S15a (gene rps15a). The transcript has 5 exons. Gene Ontology annotation, cellular component: ribosome; cytosolic small ribosomal subunit. NCBI's taxonomy places the organism in Eukaryota, Metazoa, Chordata, Actinopteri, Pomacentridae. The record is from RefSeq and is a predicted model, not a curated record. Bases 36 to 428 code for a protein of 130 amino acids. Gene Ontology annotation, biological process: translation. Gene Ontology annotation, molecular function: structural constituent of ribosome.